AACAGCUGGUGCCGGACGAGGGCGUGGGCGGGAGGAGCUCGCGCGGGGUGCGCGGGGUGUGCGGCGGAGACGGGGCUCGAGCUGCAGCAGGAGCCGCCGCCGCCGCCACCGCCGCCGCCACCGCCGCCGCCACCGCCCGCCUUGCACCAUGUUCGCGCAGCUCGAGCGAUGCGAACGCGAGUGGCACGAGCUGGAGGAGGAAUUCCAGGAAUUGCAGGAAACCCACAAAGUGUACAGGCAGAAGCUGGAAGAGCUGACCACACUCCAGGCGUCCUGCAGUAGCUCCAUCAGCAAGCAGAAGAAGCGGCUGUCGGACCUCAAGGGUAGUCUCCAGAGGUGUAAACGGCAUGCCAACUGUGAAGAGGCCGACCUCAUUCAGCAGAUGAGUGCCAGCAUCAAGGAACGGCAGAAUAUCUUCUUUGACAUGGAAGCUUACCUGCCCAAGAAAAACGGGCUGUAUCUCAGUCUGGUCCUGGGCAAUGUCAACGUUACCCUCCUCAGUAACCAGGCCAAGUUUGCUUACAAGGACGAGUAUGAGAAAUUCAAACUUUACUUGACCAUUAUCUUCCUGCUUGGAGCCAUAGCCUGUAGAUUCUUCCUGCAUUACCGAGUAACCGAUGAAGUGUUCAACUUUCUGCUGGUCUGGUACUACUGCACGCUCACCAUCCGGGAAAGCAUCCUCAUUAGCAAUGGCUCCAGAAUUAAAGGCUGGUGGGUGUCUCACCACUACGUCUCCACGUUUCUGUCUGGGAUAAUGCUGACCUGGCCAAAUGGACUCAUCUAUCAAAAGUUUCGCAAUCAGUUUUUAGCCUUUUCCAUCUUUCAGAGCUGUGUCCAGUUUCUACAAUAUUAUUAUCAGAGUGGAUGCCUCUAUAGACUGCGGGCUCUGGGGGAAAGGAAUCAUUUGGACCUCACAGUGGAGGGCUUCCAGUCCUGGAUGUGGAGGGGCCUUACUUUUCUCCUGCCAUUCUUGUUCUGUGGUCACUUCUGGCAACUUUAUAACGCCAUUACGCUGUUUGAGCUCUCCACUCAUGAAGAAUGCAAAGAAUGGCAGGUCUUCGUCUUGGCCAUCACGUUUCUCAUCCUCUUCCUGGGCAACUUCCUGACCACACUCAAAGUUGUGCAUGCCAAACUCCAGAAGAAUAGAGGCAAGAUGAAGUUAUGAGCAGCGAUGCCUUCCCUGCCCUGGCGUCCUGGACUCUGACCCAGCUAGGGGAAUACUGGGGGGGCCCUUGUUGUCUUGGGCACCAUUUCCCAGAUGGCUUCUCUCUGGUCUCUCUGGGGCGCUGGGAGCAGACCCUGGGACCUCCGUCACACCUAGCUGGAGACUUAGAAGAAUGUGAACCCUUCCAUUCAGUAUUACCCCAGGCCUGUGCCCCCCCCCAAUCUAGACACCUGCUUCCCUGUUUGUGUCUAUUUAAGACUGGGCCUUCCCCUCUCUUGCCCUUGUAGCUGCCAGCCAACACGGUCCCUUUCUAGGGGUGCUCUCCCCACCUCGAGCUGUACAGGAGCAGGGAGAGCAAGCAUGUUUCAGCAUCUCCCCGUGUUUCAGAUUUCUGUUUGGAGGUGAACUUUGGGCUCUGCCCUGCUGUUCUGGCACAAGAUGGGAACGGGCAGUGAAUCCUUCAGUGUCCUGUGGGCCUUUCCCCCCUCCCUGGGAAUGCUGCUACUCCGCCAGGAUCCUCCCCUCUUCCCUCCUGCCUACCCCAAUGUGGGUCAUUCACUAAGGUCCUAGAGAACCACGUCAUCUCCUCCUCGUCAUCAUCAUCUUGGGUGGCAGCCUGCCUCCGGGAGCCAAGCCCUUGGUGACUUCUCACUCCCCUGCCUUUCCUUGGGACUUCCUUCCCCUCUCCUUAUACCUCCCGACAUGUCAGAGAGAGAGAGGGGAUGAGUGUUUACAAGACAGACUCCGGUGCACGUGUGGUUCUGCUGCUGGGGUCCGCUGGGUAUAAUGGAAAGAAUAUUGGAUUUGGAGACGAAAGGCCUGUGUUCCAGUCCUGGCAGUCAUUUACAGUUGGCUAUCCAGUUCCUCCUGUCUGGGCUUCUGUCUCCUACUCUUUAGACGGGGCCUAGAAAACGAUCCUUGAAGCCCCGUCCAGCUAUGAUUCUAAAGCAGCCAACUCCCUAGGGCCUCUCCAUGGGGCCUUGCAUGCCCACCGAAGAGUGGGCGGCAAUUCUCAGGCGACACCAGCAGAGGGUGCUGUGGGCCACUGGAUGUGGAUGGGUUUGACGGGUCGGAUGGGGGGGUGGCUGAAACACAGCUUCCCAACUCUGGGUGCUCCUUCCUCAAGGUCAGUGUGGGCACACUCAGGGAAAACUGGGCCUGGACCAGAACUCUUCAGAACUCUCUUCCAGCCAGCCUUAAAGUCCUAGGAAUGCAUGCUACUGGGAGAUGUCAUUCAGAAGGUGAAUUUGGGGGAGGGAGGAGAGAGCCAAGUAGAACUGGAAUUUUAAUCUGCUGUUUUAAGGGAUCUGGCAUCCGUGCUGACCCCUCCUGUGGGUAAUUGAGAAUUGAUUCUGUGUGGGCCGUGGCCACCCCUUAAGUAUCUCCCCCUUCCCCCAAGCACCGCCAUCUUGGUGGGGUGAGGGUGGAGGGGGGCUAUGACCAGCCAGCACCAGCCUGAAUCUCCCCCCAGAUUCUUUCUCCUCCCCCACCUUCCUAGUCUUCAGUCAACCGCCACUCCCUCCCAGAUCCUGGGAUGGUUUCAGUUUUUAAUAAAAAUUCUCAUUUGUCUGAA
Molecule: messenger RNA, 2738 nt
Organism: Phascolarctos cinereus (koala)
Lineage: Eukaryota; Metazoa; Chordata; Mammalia; Diprotodontia; Phascolarctidae
Gene: TMEM120B
Product: transmembrane protein 120B
Biological process (GO): fat cell differentiation
Cellular component (GO): nuclear inner membrane
Source: RefSeq, a predicted model, not a curated record